Messenger RNA from Gavialis gangeticus (Gharial), 3554 nucleotides. RefSeq names its product TATA-box binding protein associated factor 5 like (gene TAF5L). Gene Ontology annotation, molecular function: protein binding; transcription coactivator activity. Gene Ontology annotation, biological process: regulation of DNA-templated transcription. NCBI's taxonomy places the organism in Eukaryota, Metazoa, Chordata, Crocodylia, Gavialidae. Bases 49 to 1818 code for a protein of 589 amino acids. Gene Ontology annotation, cellular component: histone acetyltransferase complex; nuclear protein-containing complex. The record is from RefSeq and is a predicted model, not a curated record. The transcript is spliced from 5 exons.
CGUCCCGGCCCGCCUCGCGCCGCGCGGGACCGCCUGCGAUGCCCAGUCAUGAAACGUGUACGCACAGAACAGAUUCAGAUGGCAGUGUCCUGCUACCUCAAGCGUCGUCAGUAUGUAGACUCAGAAGGUCCCCUAAAACAAGGGCUGAGGCUGUGUCAGACCGCUGAAGAGAUGGCAGCUAAUCUCACAGUCCAAUCUGAAUCUGGUUGUGCCAGUGUAGUGUCUGCAGCCCCCUGCCUGGCAGAACCACAGCAAUAUGAAGUACAGUUUGGACGACUACGCAAUUUUCUCACAGAUUCAGAUUCCCAGCACAGCCAUGAAGUGAUGCCUCUUCUGUAUCCCCUCUUUGUCUACCUCCAUCUUAACAUGGUCCAGCACGGCCUAAAGAGCACAGUGGACAGUUUCUACAGCCGCUUCCAUGGCAUGUUCUUGCAGAAUGCCAGUCAGAAAGAUAUCAUUGAGCAGUUGCAGACUACCAUGACUAUUCAAGAUAUCCUGUCCAACUUCAAGCUCCGGGCUUUUCUGGACAACAAAUAUGUCAUCCGUCUUCAAGAGGACAGCUACAACUACCUUCUUCGCUACCUCCAAAGCGACAACAACAAUGCUCUUUGCAAAGUUCUUACCUUGCACAUUCACCUGGAUGUGCAGCCUGCCAAGAGGACAGACUACCAGCUUUAUGCCAGCGGCAGCUCCUCGCGCAGUGAAAGCAAUGGCCUGGAACCUGCCGACAUGCCUACUUCCAUCCUGCAGAACGAGGCAGCGCUGGACUUGCUGCAGGACAGCAUUAAGAGGGUCAGGGAUGGCCCCCCUUCCUUAACCACCAUCUGUUUCUAUGCCUUCUAUAACACAGAGCAGUUGCUGAACACGGCCGAGAUCUCACCAGACAGCAAGCUGCUUGCCGCUGGAUUUGAUAAUUCUUGUGUAAAGCUGUGGAGCCUGCGAUCCAGGAAGUUAAAAUCUGAGCCGCAUCUUGUAGAUGUGUCCCAAAUCCGCCUGGCUUGUGAUGUUCUGGAUGAGGAGGAGGAAGAGGAUGACAAUGUAGGCACAGAAAUGAAGAUCCUGAGAGGACACUGUGGACCAGUGUAUAGCACAAGGUUCCUGUCAGACAGUUCAGGACUCUUAUCUUGUUCUGAAGAUAUGUCUAUCAGAUACUGGGACCUUGGAAGCUUUACAAACACUGUGUUGUACCAAGGGCAUGCCUACCCUGUCUGGGAUUUGGAUAUCAGCCCUUGCAGCCUGUACUUUGCCAGCGGUUCCCACGAUCGCACAGCGAGACUCUGGUCAUUUGAUCGGACGUACCCACUGCGCAUAUAUGCAGGCCACUUGGCAGAUGUGGACUGUGUCAAGUUCCACCCCAAUUCCAACUACUUUGCAACAGGCUCCACAGACAAAACUGUGAGGCUCUGGAGUACUCAGCAAGGGAGCUCUGUGCGCCUCUUCACAGGUCACCGCGGCCCUGUGCUAGCACUCGCAUUUUCUCCCAAUGGUAAGUACCUGGCUUCAGCGGGUGAAGACCAGCGGUUAAAGCUGUGGGACUUGGCCUCUGGCACGCUUUACAAAGAAUUGAGGGGGCACACGGACAACAUAACCAGCCUUACCUUCAGCCCCGACAGUAGUUUGAUUGCCUCUGCAUCCAUGGAUAAUUCUGUUCGGGUAUGGGACAUCCGGAACACUUACUGCAACACCCCAGCAGAUGGUUCUUCGAGUGAACUGGUUGGUGUAUAUAGUGGACAAAUGAAUAAUGUACUGAGUGUACAGUUUAUGGCCUGUAACCUUCUUCUAGUGACUGGAAUUGCACAAGAAAAUCAGGAACAUUAAUUUUUUUUUUAUGGAGGCGGGUGGGCAUAUUGAAUGCCAGAGUCCAUUACGAAUCGAGAAGAAAUUACUGACUGUGAAACGCUUUUCUUUCCCUCUUCCAUUGGCAGGCAGGUUCGGGAUGGUGCAAAUACUUUAGAAUGCUUUGCCCACAGAAUAACCUAUGCUAUUGAAUAGUGAGGAAAGGAGGAAUUGCAGAACAUUGUAUUUUAGUCAUUAAUUGACUGAGCAAUGAGAGAGCGAGGGCAGGGGGAAUGCUAUCGUUAAGUAAUUUGGGAAAACCAAAAAUCUGGCCCAGAAAAAUAAAAUUGCCAAGUGGGUAAACUGCUGUGACCUGCACUUAAAUAUCUUGGCACUGGCCCAACUGGUAGCUAAGGUUUUGCGCGUGUGUAGAAGUACUGGCCUGGUUCUGUUUUGUUCUGUUUUGUGUUCCGUUUUAUUUUUCUUCUUCCCCCUCCCUGGAAUUUAAGAGCCUUAUGUUAAAAUAAAAUGAUUACUUUUAUAAUAAUGGUCCCAAACACAACAGCUCUCAGUAGCACUGCUGCAGUGUUUAGGGCUGAUAAAGUAGAAGGUAUAGGUAGAAGGUGUAGCCUUUUUUUAUUUUUAUUUUUUUUAUUUUAGGGAAUGGAAAUCUGACCUCAGUUGUGGCCUAACUUUGCGCAUAGUCUUUUGGGUCUGAUUCCUGACAUUCGUUGUAUUAUUUGUAUUUAUGGUCCAGGGAUUUUGGAUUUUCCAAAUCUAGUUGCACUGUGGUUUUAGGGUGAGGACAAUGGGGAAGGAUGAGUGUAGCUUCCCUUGGCUGAUGGAGAAGAUGAGUGGAGAAGAUGGAGCGGCCUAAAUUUGGACUCCUAAUAGGAAUGGAGCCUGGCAGCCCAGCACUGCACCUCACUGAAAAUCCUUCCAAAAAUGGAAGCUUGCAGUCUGAGGGGUGGGAGUGAAAUGGCUAAUAGUAUUACUAAAUUAUUGCGCGUGCACAGCGGCAGCUUUGCCAAUAUUGGAUUUUUCUCAAAAUGUUGCAAUAUCAGUUACAUGAACAUUUUUGCAGAACAAAUCGUAAACAUCUAAAACCAGGAGAUGAAAGAGAAAAUUCUAAUUUGUCAUUUCAGGAGAAGAUUAAAUAUUUCUGCUUUCUGGAAAGAGUUAUUUUGUAUUUUGUUUUUCUAUUAAAAGCAUUUAGUUUAAACAAAGUGUUGGUCCCUUUGUGGGGAAUUUAGGGUUGCCUUGGCUUGUGUGGGAAAGUGGGAGAAGCUUUGCCUGUUCAGCUACGACUUAAUGCACUUUGCGAUAUGGAGACAUGUUGAGCUUUGCUGAUGUGGGGCUUGGGAAUUCAUUCUUGGCCACAUUUCUUGGUGUUAUCCAGGUGCCCAUACAUGCGAGAUUGACCUGGAUAGCAGAUAAUACAGUUAUAAGGAUCUGUGGCUAAAGGAAGUCAGGUUGCAGAUUUCCCACACUUGACGCUACCACUUUUGUCCCAACAGUUCUGGUCCUACACACAGUAUCAUUUUCAGUUCAAAUUGCCUGAAAUUUUAAUUUGUUUUAAUGUAUCAUAAUCUUUUUGUUGUUGUUGUUUUAAGAGGACAGCAAGAAAAGAGCAUAGCCAAAAUGUCUUUAGAGAAAAUACUGUUAAUAUGAAAUGCUAAUGUUCUUAGACUUCUCCCAUAAAUUUUGGUCCUUUGAUGAGGACACCCCUGGGAACUCUUAAUCAGUCUUAGAACUGAAUAAAUUACUUACAUGGCUGG